CACCCCAGGCCGCCUUUCCCGUUUUUUGUCUGUCCUGCCACGGCCGGUUCUUUGCGGAGCGGCGGUACCGACCGUCCCUGGCCGUCGACAAUCCGCUCUUCUGGAUAUCUGCUCGCGCUCGCUCGCCCGUCCGCUCCACGAUCCGCCUGCUUUCGCUUCUGCAUCCAAGGCAACACGUUUUGUCCUGUUGCUUGGCUGGGCUGAGGAUUGCUACUGUCCGCAAGCCCGUCCGUGUCUGCCGAGUCUGGCCCGUGCAUCUCGUCGAUCCAGACACUCUCCGUUCCGCUGGGCCAUCUGCAGCCGUCGUUGUUGCUGCCCCUGGCGCAAUGGCUUUUAUCGGGACCUGCCUUUCGUCCUGCUGUUUUCUCGAAGAGCAUCCCCGGGAUCCGCUCCCCGGCCGCCCGUCAUCGGGCUUGCACCAAGAGAUCGACCUGGAUCCAAUCCCGUCGCUUCCCCAGCAGCCCCAGUCGACGCUGCCCAUGACAACCACAGGGGCUUCAGAGCCCUGGCUGCAUCCUCUCGAAGCCUUUGUCAACCUCGCGGCCUACGAACCCACCAGCCUGGCCAUCUUCACAAACGAAUCUGGCUCGCCCGAGACUGUGACGUACCUGGAGGCAUGGGAGCGCGCCUAUGCAAUCGCCCAGGGCCUGCAAGCCCUGCCGGACUGGUCCGACGACGUCAGCGUCGUUGCGCUGCAUGUCGAACCCGAGGUGCACUGGGUGCUUUUCACCUACGCCCUGUGGAUUCUUGGCAGAAAGGUCAUCAACUUUGCUCUCAACUGGCCAGCAUCGAUCCGGACCAUCAUCUGCCACCGACUCAACAUCAAGUUUAUCCUCUACGAAUCCAGCAAGCCCGGCCCCACCCCCGAUGUUCACAUGGUCAGCGCCAGCUCCCUGCCUCGGCUCAGUACCGUCCCGCCUCCCUCGCUCGAUCUCUGUGCUCCUCUCCAAGAAUACGUGGGCUACAUCAGCACCUCAGGAACGACUGGCAUCCCACGAACGUUCCCUGCUCCCCAUAGGAUGGGAAACACCCUCAAGCCAUCCUGGCCCGGAAGGUACAUCUCCAACGGCGUAUUCCAGGCACCGUCCUUCUCAGUGACCAUGGGUUGGCUGCUGUCCAGUGCCAACGUCAAGGGUUCGCUCUGGUUUCCUCGGCUGACUCCAAACGUCGUCGACAAGGUCAAAGAGGCUAUCGCUCUCUUGAACUCUGGCAUGCAGCUGCUCUUCCAGUCUCCGUCGUUCAUGAACAUGACCUUCCGAAUGGCACAAUCGAUGGACAAGAGCGCCAAGUGGCCUGCGGUCAAGAGCAUCGUGAUGGGCGGCGAGAUGCUGCCGCCUGUUCUCGUGCACCAGGCCCGUGAACUGUGUCCCAACGCACUCAUCCGCAGCAUAUACGGAUCGAGCGAGACCGGCGCCGUCGGCAUUGCCGCAUACUUUGUUCUGUCGCCCGCCGAGCCGGUUCCCACUCGCCUGGUGUAUACCCUCCGCAUUCCAAACGUGCGGAUCGCCCUUGUGGACAAUGCUGGCCAGCGCUUGGGUCCGGAGACCAAGCGGGGAAUCCUGUGCUUUGCAAUCGAGCGCAACGAUCCCAAGGGCGACCAUCCUGAUUUUCACACGACCGGGCCACAAGAUCCCCUUGCUUCUUUUGGGUACUUUGCAGACGGAACACCCCGCAUCUGCACCAUGGACGAUGCAGAACUGGUUCGGGAGAGCGAGUUCGUAAUCCACGGCAGAUCCGGCCGCCGUGUCAAGGUCAACGGCAUCAAUGUCGAUUUGGGUGCUCUCGAGAGCUUGCUGCUGGCCGAGAUGCGUAAAGAAAUCACUCACUGCAACAUCACCCAGACUGCGGAUCUCAAGAUUACGAUGCUCUAUGUCCUCGCUCGCUCCUCCAGCACCAAACUGACUCCUUCGCACAUCUUGACCAAGACCGAGUACAUAUUUGCGCUCCAGAACAUCCCCAAGAUCCCAAUCCACAACUUUCUCGAGCUGACAGAGAUCCCCUUGAACGGCUCUGGCAAGACGGAUCUGAAUCGGCUUCAGCGGCUCGCUGAGCAGGCCAGCUGCCACGGACUGGCCAUGGGCUUUCCGCCGCUCGAGCUCAACAGCGACACUGAAUCCAAGAUUGCCGCCAAGGUUUCUCGUCUGGGAUCCGAGAUCGUGGGCAUCGACGCCUACGGCGGGCGAAACUACUACAUUGCCGGCAUCGGUUUUGACUCGCUGACGGUCGUGCGUUUGGCGAUCGCCAUCAAGGAGGAGUUUGGCGUCGAGAUCUCGCCCAUGACUCUGCUAUCCCACGGCAUGACUCCGCAGAUCGUUGCCAGUAUCAUUCAAGAGAGCCUCGACGACCGCCCCUUCAACCCCCCAGCCACCGACCUGACUUUUGAGGUGGUUCAGCUCGACGAUGCAUCCAUCUCGGCAGAGCGCUUCAGGCCAUACGCCGCCACCGAGCGUCCUCGCGCGAUCCUGUUGACAGGUGCGACGGGCUUCCUUGGCUCUUUCCUGCUUUUCGAGCUGGCUGAGAGGUUCCCUGACACCAGUAUCGUGUGUCUGGCCCGCGCCGAGGACGACCGCAAAGCCUUGGAGCGGGUGCGAGCCAACUGCCACGCACUCGUCUUGGAGUCGCGCACCGAAGGCAAGACCAAGUACGAUAUCUGGGACCGGGUCACGGCCGUCCGCGGCGAUUUGGGGCAGCCGCUCUGGGGCCUGGCGACGGACGUCUGGCUGGAGCUCGCGAGGUCGAUCGACCUGAUCGUCCACAAUGGCGCCGAGGUGCACUGGCUCCAUUCCUAUGAGAGACUCAAGUCGCCGAAUGUGCUGGGGACCUUGACCGCCCUAAAGCUGGCCACCACCGACCACCUCAAGGCAGUUCACUUCAUCUCGACGAUGGGCGCCAUCCCCCUGCUCAGCCGCGGCGGCGGGCGGUACAGGGAGGAGAUAUAUCCGUCGCCAAACAUCUCUGGUGGAUACGGACAGACCAAGUGGGUCUCGGAGCAACUCGUCAGUCGUGCUCGUUCUCGCGGAGUACCAGCAACGGUCGUUCGGCCGAGCAUCAUCACUGGCGACAGUGUCUAUGGAGUGUCCAACUCGGACGACUAUAUCUGGCGCUUCAUUCGAGGGUGCAUCGAAAUGAAAGCCACCCCGUCCCAAGUCAGCAAUGUCUACAUGAGCAUGAGCCCGGUGGACUAUGUGGCCGCCGCCAUUGCCGAAAUUGUUGCGUUUCCUGCAGCGCUGGACAAGUUUGUAUUCCACAUCAGCUGUCCUCGGAGCAGCAUCAGUCAAAAGGCAAUGUUCGAGCAGGCCAGCGCCAUGGGGUGGCAGCUUCUCUUUGUCACCGCUGACCAGUUCGAGUUCCUGCUCCGGCAGGCAAACAACCCCAAGCUCAACAUCCUCUAUCCCCUCAUGGUCUUUGUCGGCACCAUGGACUUUCAUUCCGUCGACGACAGCAACACACGCUCGAUUGUCUCGGCGACCUGUCCCGAGGUCUCCGAGAGCUUUGGAAGGUGUCUGCAGUACCUCGCCCACGUUGGAUACCUGCCACCCCCAGCCAACCCCGCUGCUGCCAUGCACAAAUCCAUUGAAUACCCCGAGGUUUCCGUUUUCAGUCGAACAGGCCGCCAUCAGUAACAUCUUCCCCAUGGUGUGGACCAAAUCGGCGAUACUCGGGUUUCCACCUGGUCUCCUGUCACUGGCGAUCCGUGGGCAUCGUCCUUGCCCACUUACGAGCCCGAGGAGCAACCAUCGCUGCCUCACCACAACCGUAUUGUCGCAAAACAUCACACCACGGACGGCAAAACGAACACCGAUCCACACAGGACUGGAAGAGGUAGAGAAAUACAUACACAUUCCAGCAAUUUGGCUCACACAAGAAUGCAGACAGAGGGAACAGCAUACACGCAUCAGAACAGAUUGUACAUUGCCGCAGUGUCUGGCCUGAGCUGAUAUGAUAUCGAUGGACUAUCGUUUGUCAGCCGACUUCCCGUGGCAACGAUCGACUGGCACGCCGAGAUCAUGUUCCUCGUUGCGAUGGGCAGGUGUGAAUCCAAGCCCCCAAAUAGCGACAGCCCUGCCUCAGCGGAGCGCCCACUUUGGUUUGGGUAAAAUGUA
Molecule: messenger RNA, 4103 nt
Organism: Polychytrium aggregatum
Lineage: Eukaryota; Fungi; Chytridiomycota; Chytridiomycetes; Polychytriales
Product: male sterility protein-domain-containing protein
Exons: 11
Coding region: 327-3623 (1098 amino acids)
Source: RefSeq, a predicted model, not a curated record